Molecule: messenger RNA, 1602 nt
Organism: Cynara cardunculus var. scolymus (artichoke)
Lineage: Eukaryota; Viridiplantae; Streptophyta; Magnoliopsida; Asterales; Asteraceae
Product: glutamate receptor 2.8-like
Exons: 6
Coding region: 13-1602 (529 amino acids)
Cellular component (GO): plasma membrane
Molecular function (GO): ligand-gated monoatomic ion channel activity; signaling receptor activity
Source: RefSeq, a predicted model, not a curated record
CUACUUCUCAAAAUGGAGCACAAAAACCCUAUUAUUUCAUGGUCAUUCUUUAUUACUUUGCUUUGCAUUCAUUUCAUGAUUGAUUUUGUGAAAGCCUUUGAAGUUCACUCUAAAGCAUACAUGAUCGAUGCGGCCAUCCAAAAUAGAUCCAUCCUGGAGCAAGGUGGUAUUGGAAACGAUGCAUGUGCAGGCAUUUUGGGGCCCAAUUGGCAGAACGUGGCCAAGCAAAAUAGUACUGCAUGCCCGAACUUAGUUGUGUGGGUGCCAAAGAAACCAGGAUUCACUGAGUUUGUAAAAGUCAACGAAGCAUUUGAAGUAGAAGGGGGACUCUCCAUAGCCAUAUUCUGUCAUGCAUUACAGUUAUUGCCUUUUAACAUUCAGCCUAUCUUCAUACCUUUCGUUAAUGAAAAAGGGGAAAGCAAGGGUACCUAUAAUGACCUUAUAUACCACAUUAAAAACCAGACUUGUGAGGCUGUGGCAGGUGAUAUUACUAUACGUUUAAAUCGAACGCAAUACGUUCAAUUUACGACUCCGUAUCUAAGCUCUGAAGUUUAUAUGCUUGUGCAUGGUGCACAAGACUGGAACCAAACCCUGUUGACAUUCAUCAAACCUUUUACCUGGAGAUUAUGGAUCACAAUAAUUGGUGCUUGUAUCUUUAUUGGAGUUGCAAUUGCAAUUUUGGAAUACCGUGUUGGCAAUCCGAGAUUUGCAAUCCCGUUCUAUCAGAAACUCAUAAUGGUCAUCUGGUUUCCUAUAUCGACUUUCUUCUUCCAUGAAGGAAAGAUACUCAAUAAGUGCUCCAAAGUUGUGCUUAUUAUGUGGCUAAGUAUGAUUUUCAUAGUAAUUCAGAUUUUUACAGCUAUGUUGUCCUCAUGGUUGACGCUCAAUCAGCUACAUCCCAGGUUGCCUUCGAGUUUGGAUAAUGUCGGAUAUCAAGACGGUACCUAUCUAAAAGAUUUUAUAACGCAAAAUCACAAUCAGUAUCGUAUUGGAAAUAAUCCAGUGCCUUUAAAAGGUAUUGAAGAUUUUGAAAAAGCUUUAUCCAAUGGCAGCGUAAAUGUUGUUCUUGAUGAGCUUCCGUAUGUCGAACUCUUUCUUGCUAAGUAUGGAUCUGAUUACAUGAAAUUUGGACCGAUUGAACGAGCAUCUGGACUUGCAUUUGCAUUCCCUCAUGGAUCUCGUUUAGUAGAUGAUUUUUCUAGGGCAAUCAUAAAUGUCACUGAAAACGAUCUUGUGAUGAAACUGAUGGAAAAGUAUCUGGGAAUCUAUACUGCUUAUAAGUCGGAACCUAACCAGCCCCUUCCAAAAAGUCUUGGCGUUCAGAGUUUCCUUGGAUUAUUCAUAUUCAUUGGCAGUGUGACUCUAGCCGCCAUUAUCUUGUCAGAAAUCUCACUUUGGUCUAGAAAUAAUAAAACCAUUCCCAUAUCAACAGUUGCUUCGAACUAUCACGGAUGUCUGCCACCUAUCGUUGUUAACCUACCAACUGUCACGGAUUCCCCGCCACCUAUCGCGGUUAACCCGCCAACUGUCACGGAUGUCGCGCCACUUAUAGCAUUUAACCCGCCAACUAUCGAGGAUGCCCCGCCAACUAUUGCAAUUUAA